Messenger RNA from Cuculus canorus (common cuckoo), 10301 nucleotides. It is a transcript of the gene AFF2, whose product is annotated as ALF transcription elongation factor 2. Lineage: Eukaryota; Metazoa; Chordata; Aves; Cuculiformes; Cuculidae. The transcript has 21 exons. Gene Ontology annotation, biological process: regulation of RNA splicing. The coding region runs from base 58 to 3864 and encodes 1268 amino acids. Gene Ontology annotation, molecular function: G-quadruplex RNA binding. The record is from RefSeq and is a predicted model, not a curated record. Gene Ontology annotation, cellular component: nuclear speck; nucleus.
CCGAGCCGAGCCGAGCCGAGCCGGCACCGCUUCCCCGAGGCUCCCCGCCGCAGCGUUAUGGACCUAUUCGACUUUUUCAGGGACUGGGACUUAGAGCAGCAGUGUCACUAUGAGCAAGACCGGAAUGCACUCAAGAGGAAAGAAUGGGAGAGAAGAAACCAGGAAGUCCAGCAAGAUGAAGAUCUCUUUGCUUCAGGUUUUAACCUCUUUGGAGAACCCUACAAGACAAAUAAAGGCGAUGCCCUUGCAAACCGUGUCCAGAACACAUUGGGAAAUUAUGAUGAGAUGAAGGAUCUGUUAACCAACCAUUCCAACCAGAGCCACCUUGUAGGAAUCCCAAAGAAUUCUGUCCCACAGACACCCAUUGACAAAAAUGAGCAGAACUUUUUCCCAGAACCAAGAAACAGGAUGAUCCCAUCUCAUCAGAUCAGUGGCCACUCAUCAACAUCAAUGCCUCCGCCUUCUUCAUUGUCAUCUAAUUCUACUUUGCUACACGGUCAUCAGAGCAGCAGGAAGUCGAGGACGGACUGGUCACGUGGUGGUCACAACUCCAGUGGGGCCCAGCCAAGCCAGUCCAGUAGUCAGCAGAGUCGGACAAAGCAUAGCUCUUCUCAUGACCAGCCACAGGGCAGGUAUGAAGACCUCUAUAAUUGUCAGAGUGAGCAGCAUAAAAGUGGAGGAACAGAGGAAGCAAAUACUAUGGCAGCAUCUUCACAUUCGAGGAGACAUACUCAUUCAAAGUCAGCACCUGGAGAACAUACUUACAAAGAAAACAGUCAUUCAAAGUCACCCGCAGAGCUUGAGUUUGUAGGUCAUGGUCCUGGAUCUCCACUUCCUUCUACUUCUUUGUUAUCUGCAAACAAUGGUCUUUCAACCCAGAACUUUCCACCAGGACUUCACUGUAAAAACAGCAUGGUCCAGCAGAAGCCUACAGCAUAUGUCAGGCCCAUGGACGGUCAGGACCAGGUACCCAAUGACUCACCUGAACUGAAACCUCUGAUAGAAAUUGAGAGUGGAUAUGGAAAUCAGCCCUUUGGGACACUGUUGGAAGGAAAAGUGAACACACCUAGUUCGAAGAACAAAGUACCAAAGCUCAACAUUCCGUCUGUUAGUGAAGUUACCCUUCCCAAUGACUCCAGCUGCGUGGAAGAAAUAUUACGGGAGAUGACCCAUUCCUGGCCACCUCCUCUUACUGCUAUUCACACUCCUGGCAAGGCUGAGCAGACCAAGUUUUCUAUCCCAAGCAAGGACUCCCAACAUCUGACCUCAGGAUACAAUGUACAAAAGUGGAGCGAUCCAGCAGGGAAAGUUGCAACUAAGUCAGUGCCACAAAAGUCAAUGCUUGAGGAUGAUCUGAAACUCAGCAGUGAUGAAGAUGACAAUGAACAGGCUGCUGAAAAGACAAAAUUGAGAAACAUUCCUGUAAACAGCCUGCCAGUGCCGGCGGCACACACAACCGGCUUAGCCCAUUCCAGUGGUGGCUCCGGAAGCUCCAGCGAGUCCGAGAGCAGCUCCGAGUCCGACUCUGACAGUGAGAGCAGCUCCAGUGACAGCGAGUGCAACGAGGAGUCACGCAGUGCCACGCCAGAGCCUGAACCUCCCUCAACAAACAAAUGGCAGCUGGAUAAAUGGCUAAAUAAAGUGAACCCCCACAACAAGACCAUCAUCAAUAAUCAAAAUGAGCUUCACAGCGAGACCAGCUCCCAGCCCCAGAGCAACCAGCAGGCCGAAGGGCCAAACAAAGGGAAGCUCAACAGCAGCCUGCCCCCGACCGAUUCCAAAGACCGAGCAAUCCUUAGUCCCAUCCGGGAGAAAGCCAAACCACGGGUUGCCCAGAAAACCCCAGAGGCAAAAAGCUCCAAGCAGAAGUCACCAGCUCAUAAUGAGCCAACUUCACAAAGGACUACUGGGAAAAAGCAACCCAAAAAGGUAGAAAGGACUUCCAGUGUAGAAGAGUAUAACUGGCCCAAACCAAAUAAUACCAGCAACACUCCCAAAGAAAAAGACACACAAGACCCCCCCGAGCAGCCAAAGGUUCGAACUAAAGCAGCAGUUGGGAAGACCGCUCCAAGGAAAGAACCACGAACUAGCACAGGUCUUACUUCAGAGAAGAAAAAGUACAGAGGCCCCAGCAAAAUUGUCCCUAAGUCCCGGGAAUUCAUUGAAACGGAUUCAUCUACUUCUGACUCAAAUACAGACCAGGAGGAGAGCUUGCAGGCUAAAGUAUUGCCAGCUUGCGGUGGGCCUGCCAAUGGCAUCAAAGUGAAGGACUCUGGCAGUAACAUUCUCAGCGUAAGUAGUCUAACUAGCAAUGGCAGCAACACGUCCAGUGACCAGACCAGCAAUGACUUGGAGGAGCAGCUCUUCUCUCCUAUCCCAAUCGUACAAAAUGAACUUCUGUCCCCUCUGAGAGAAUACGAAGAACUCAAAUCUCUUUGGGUGAAAAUAGACCUUAGUUUACUCUCCAGGAUACCUGGACAAGAACAUUUUGAGACCACAUCUGUGAAAAGUGAACCAAGAGAAGCAAAUGUGAAACACAGGCGACCCUCUCGAGAGUCCCCGACCCCAGCAGCUGAAAAACCACCCACAAAAUCAAAAAGGAAACACAAGCAGCCGGAAAGCCUGGAUACCUUCGUUGAAAGCAAGAAGCAGCGCUUGGAGGACCCUUCAGCUUCAUGCCUGCUCCCACCUUGUAUCUCUCCGAUACCGAAUCACAGAUUAACCAGCACUAAAGAGAGCAGUGGUAGCUCAGUGAAGAAGGUGACAAAGAAAAGAGAAGAGAAGCUGUUCCCACCUCCAUUAUCUCCGCUCUUGGACGAGCCUGUGCACCGGCGGCACAGCAGUGACAACAGCUCCUUCAGCCAAGAGACCAACAUCACAAACGCCUCUCAGACCAGCAGCUCUUCCUCCUCUGUUUCUAAACACAGAAAGAAUGAAAAUAAAUCCUCUUCUAACUCCAAAGGAAUCUGUGAGGAAGAAUCUCACAACGCACCAACAGCCAACACUCUUCUUGACACCAGCCAUCUAGAAACAGACAUCUGGUCUGCAAUGCCAACACUUUCCAAUGGGAAUUCUGAGCCUAGAAGACCCAAAAUAACAUUUGAUGAUGUGCUUCACAAUGCGGAUUAUUACAUGCAAGAGGCUAAGAAGCUAAAGCAUAAAGCAGAUGCGUUGCUGGAGAAGUUCGGCAAAGCAGUGAAUUAUGCUGAUGCUGCCCUCUCCUUCAUCGAGUGCGGGAAUGCCAUGGAGCGAGAUCCAUUAGAAGCUAAAUCUCCAUACACCAUGUACUCAGAGACUGUGGAACUCAUCAGGUACGCAAUGAGACUCAAGAAUUUCACAGGUUCUUCUGCUACGGAAGGGGACAAGAAAUUAGCAGUUUUAUGCUACCGAUGCUUAUCACUUCUCUACUUGAGAAUGUUUAAACUAAAGAAGGACCAUGCUAUGAAGUACUCCAGAUCUCUGAUGGAAUAUUUUAAGAACUCUUCAAAAGCCUCCCAGGCCCCCUCACCUUGGGGCGGCAAUGGAAAGAGCACAGAAACACCAUCGCCCAUGUCCCUGAGCCCGUCCCCUGUCAGCUCUGCUGGAAGCAACGCAGGCACCACCGGCUCCUCCUUGGCAGGGACCAUCACCAUCCCUCAGCGCAUCCACCACAUGGCUGCCAGCCACGUCAACAUCACCAACAACGUCCUGCGGAGCUACGAGCACUGGGACAUGGCUGACAAGCUGACUAAGGAGAACAAAGAAUUCUUUGUAGACCUGGACUCAGUGAUGGGACCCUUAACACAGCACAGCAGUAUGACCAAUCUGGUUCGUUACGUUCGCCAAGGACUCCACUGGCUCCGUAUUGAGGCUCAUUUGUUGUAGUGACUGCUACCCAGUUCAUAACAUCCCCAUUCUUCUACCUCUACCAGCGCAGAGACGAUCACUGGUGGAACUCCACUCAUUUCUGGAAGUUUAUUCAUGUAACUUCAUUUUUAUUGCCUUUUUUAAUAUCCUAUCUAUUGGAAGUAGAAGUCACCAUAAAAGGAACUUAUGACUCAAGAGCAGUAUGUGUUGUACCAUCUAAUCAUUUUCAACAAUUUUCUAUGCCUUGUGUCUCCUGGAUCCUGCCAUCCUUAUGUGCUUUAUGGAACGGUACAUUCCCUGCAGUAUUGUUUUAAGUCCAUGCUGCCUUCAAGUGAAAACAAAAAAGCACUUUGAGAAGAUAUGGAUUCCUGAGAAAUAGUACGAAGUGUCUUAAAUAUUUGAGGGUAUAUAUAAGAAGUCCCUUCUGAAAUAAAUUAGUAGAAGUUAUAGCUAUUCAUUCAAAAUCAUCUUCUGAACCUGAUCCAAGCUUUUUGACACUUAAUUCUGGCACCACUACCUGACACAGUACAUUCCUGAGAUUUCAUACUUCCUAUAGGCUUAAUCUCUAAAAGAGAACAUUGAAUAUCUUACAGAUACAUAAUGUGAGAUCACCAAAGGUGUUAAGAGGUAAAAGGUUGAAGGAAUGCCUCAUUAAAGAAUGAUGACACACUAUGCAAUGAGGUUUUGAUAUUCCAUUCUUCCUGUUUAUUGUUGGCUUAAUAAUUUCAGUAGGCAGCAGAAUUUAUUGCAGUUUUUAGGCUAUUUCAAAAUAUUAGCUUUUGUAGUCUUAUCUACCAUUGUCAUGCUAGAUCUGUGAAUUUUCCCUCAGUUCUAGUGUUUGGUCUCAAACAAAUACUUAUCCAAGAUUUAUCUUCACAGAACAAUCUCUCCUUGCAUAGUGACUCAGUGAAAGCAGAUUUUAACAGGACGGCUAUGCUCGAAGCAUUGAUAUUGUGUGUAAAAGUCCAUUAAUGAGUGUAUGCAGAUUCUUCAUGAAAUGCUCUAGAAGUUUAACUAACCAGCUACUGUUGAAACAUUAUAAUUCCAUGUGGCAUCAAUUUUCACCUGUUUCGUUCAUUUCAGAGCAUUAGAAACAAACAGUAUUAUCUUGCUAUCUUGAAAACAAUGUCAAAUUAAAUAAAAUCACUAGAUUUACCCAAAAGCAAUAUAACUUCGUUUAAUAAUGGCCAUGAAUACUUCAGUCAGAUUACCUGUUUUCCAAGCUCUGCAUCUGUUUACCGAUGCUGUCAUGUUUUGGACCAUUCCUCUAAUGCGUGAAUAAUAAUGAGACAAUUCAGGUAGAAUUUCAAAGCAAUUGUGAAUAAAUUACACCAUUUCACAUUUGCUCUUUCCUCUUCUUUUUUUCCCCCUGUUAUAAACUGCACUGGUGCCACUGCAAGAAGCACUGGUGCAUGAAACAAAACAAAAUGAAUUUAUAUCAAUAAUUCACAAGACUUUAAAUGGUCUCAUCUCAUUCUUGAUAUAAUGCCUGCAUAGCUUACUGAACUGUAAAUUCCAUUUCUAUAAACCGAAAAUGCUCAUAGCAAUGUAAAUAUUAUUCUGUCUCAUCUCAUUGAAAUAAUACAAUAUGUGUAUUAAAUGCCAUCCAGAUAUUAGUUAAUUGCAAUUACCUUCUGCUAUAUAAUCCUGUAUAUCCUUUAAUCUGGUGAGUUAUUGGAUUCUACUCAUUGGGUUGUGACCAGAUAAAUAGGACAAAUUUGCAUUUAAAAGGUUCAGACUGUUAUGAUUUUUAGAGCAAGCCUUGGAUAUUUGCAAUAAGAGCAGUUUAAGGACUCUGCCCAAUGCACAUUUAAGACAAACAUUACUGUAGCUGUUGUAUAUUAGCUCCCUGUAGUACUACCUUUUCUUAAAAAUCAAUAAUUCCUAAUAUUUUGUUCCACAGGACUGUAUUGUAAAUGUAGCCAAGGUGCAUCAUUAGAGAAAUCAUCCAGUUUAGGGUUGUCUGCAAAGGACAUUUGCAGAACAUGCACAUCCUGUAUUAUCUGCACAUUCCUGUUCCUGAAGUGAUCGAUACACCCUUAUCUGUUCUCCGAGGGUUUCAGUAACAUGGCUGAAAUGUGAAUCUGACAGCGUUUGUCACACUGAUUCUGGCCCCAGUAGCUAAUGAAUAAAACCACAUCAGGGAGAACUACUCAGAAAUGUAGAUGAAAAGUAGUUGUUGGGGUUGUUUUUCUAAAGAAAAAAAAUGCUUGAAGUACUUUAUUUAUUAUUUUUUUUUACCAGUGAGUACUUGAGAUGAAGUGGUAUUCGGAUGGCUUUGUCAUAAGCCAGAGUUUUCCAUUCUUUUUGCAAGAUUCAGUAACUAUUUAGUCUAAUUAAGUGCAUUGUUGUCACUUGUUCCUUUAAUGUAGACUGAAAUCCUAGAUUUCCAUGCACUUAUGAAGGAUAGAUAUCUCUUGAAAUACAAUCUUCAGACGGAAGACUGUUCAAAGAGUUAGCUGUAGUCACUCGGUGAAGACAAUAUAUUAUCUUUCCCCUGUUGCUUGCAGUAAACAGACUCCUAUCUCUAAAUUUACCCCCUGUUCACAAUCUUUUGCUUAAACAGCUUAAGGAAUUAGCCCUCCUGAUUUUGUAUCCUGUGACUUAGUUUGAAAUGCGUGCUCAAUCAAUGGCAUGAUUAUAAUAAGUCCAGCAGUCAAAUCUAGGAUCACAAGCCAACUUACUGUUUAGCAGUCUUGUUUCAGAAGUGGCUCAGAAACAAAUUAAACAUGGAGAGUGAAUUACCGUCUUAUCCCUGGGGAUGAUGCUUCUUUUGGGUUAGUUAUUAAGGAUUAUUGCACUUCUACAGGCACUAUAUUCAUCUCAUUUCAAAUGCCAACGUGUCAUCUUUGUGGAAUCAUUUUACCCCUUAAAAUAUUACUUCCAGCAGAGUUAAUCAAAUGAGAUUGUUUGUUUGUUUCAGUCCAUGGGGAAGCAGCAUGUGUUUCCUUGGGUAUUAUUUGCUAUGUCUGCUCUUAAUGCUGCCCACUUCAGGCAUUCAGUCAUGAACCAGGCACCAAAAAUUGUAAGAUUGGCUUCAAAUCAUGGAGUCUUUUUGAAUAAACUUUUAUAGGUCUUGUAUUGCCUUCUGGAUACUGAGCUUUGAGACUGAUCUCGUGGCAUGUUUUCAGGCAUUUUUCAAGCAUGCCAAAGGCCAGAAAUGACACAUUUGUUUUUAAUAGCAAUACACUGGGACAGUGGUGUAGUCUUGUGAUUUCCACAGCUGGGAUUUAACAAGGAGACCAAGCUUCAUUAAAAAAUGGCCAGAGCUGACAAGAUUGUCUUUUUUGUCCCAUGCUUCAGGAGGUUUGGAGCAAUAUCAAUAGUGCCAGUAAAUAGCUAAACACAAGGAUUUGAGAGCCCCAUCAGUUCAAGAUCCAAGGGCAGCAAAGUCCUAAGUGCUCAAGCAAGGCAUUUGCAUAGCACUUAACCUCCAUGUCAAGAGCAGCAGCAGAUCUUAAGUGAAGUAUUGGACAAUGUGCAGGUAGAAUAUCCUGCUCUGAGUGCAGUGAGUGUCUCUGGCCAUAUGAUGUGUGUUGGGUCCUUCAGAGCAGGGAUUGAAAGGAAGGCCUGAGAUAAUGUAUCCUGUACGGGCUGUGUUCCCCUAGACCAUGUCCCAUUGGUCACUGAUCUCAGCUAUGGUCCUUUGGCUCCUUACAAAGGACAAAUCACUCUUCCCAUAGUUAGCGAAAUAAGAGUGUGAAUGGUUCAUGCUGUUUGGUUAGCCAGAUUUGGCCCACUAUUUAUGCUUUUUUGAUUUAUUUUAUUUUCUUUUAUCUGUAGUUUUUUAGUCAUUCUGGUUUAGCUUACAGUCUUUUUGUUGACAAUGUCGAUGACAACUUUUGAGGCUUGCUCCUUAUAGCUUAAUUUCACUUUUUCUUGCAUAGUCUUUGGACUUUUGAUAAUUUAACUAGUCUGCCUGUGAAUAUAUUGUCUCAUUCAUAAAUUACCUCCUUUGAAAGACAGGGGCAGCUCUGUUAAUAUCAGUGUGUGGGGGGGUUAAGCAUAAAGAUUGAGAUCUUCAUUCUUCCUAAAGAAACAAAAUCUGAGAAAUUGAAUCUGGACCUUAGUUUCUGUGUUUUUUUAAUUUCACAGAUUUUAUGAUGCUCUUCCAUUAUAACAAGUGUUUAGGUGCUUUGGAAGAAAUGUUUUCGUUGUGGUUUUAUCAGUAUUUAAUGCUGUCUAAAUCCAAUUAUUAUUUGGUGAGUGCAACUUAAAAGAUAGCAAAAAUGAGGUUGGUAAGAAUUUUUACUUAGGUAUUCUUUGCUUUGAGUUCAGGAGAAACUCCACUAUACAUUGUAUUGAAGCAAGCACGUGUGCGUGUGUGUGUACACACAUAUGUAUGGAUUUGAGUGCGGGCUUGCAACAAAAGUCUGUGCUCCUUACUUCAUAGCACAGGAAAAAAGAUGCCAGAGGUGCAAAGAGAAAACAUUCUUACCACUGCUGAGUGGCAGCAGAAUUAUUAAUGUGUUCCUCUGCAGUUUAUCUAUAGUUCUGCUUGCAUCUAUUGUUUCCUUGCUGGCAAUGAAUGUAUGACAGAAAGUAGCAACAACUCUGUCAUCUUGGUCCUGUGGUUCCUGAAGUCAGUGUCAAAACUGAAUGUGCUAUCGGCAUAUUGGUUUUCAGGUUAGUUCAUCUGCAAUAGACCAGUGUCUUCAAAUUUUAAGCAAGGCAAAAUAUUUCACAAUUCACCAAAGAAAAUUAAUUAGCCAUUUUCAAUCAAGUGUAGAGAUGUCCUCUACGUGGGCAGGCCCACGGGCCGAGGUGUCGUUGCAAAGGGCGUUUGACUCUCCCCAGCAUCUCCCCAGCCUCACCAGAGUGUGAUAGGAGUGAGGCACAGAAGAUGAAGGGGAGAAACCAAUCCACUGACCUUAGGACAUCUUCCAGCUCUACUUCACAUACUAUUUUAUAAGUACAGCUAGAAUGACUCUUGUUAAUGUUGGGAGGACUAAAAUUUCUCUAUUUCUAAUACUCCUCCUGGACUGCUAUGGUAUAACCAGACCACUAUACAGAGCAAUGCAUAUAGAAUUUCUGUAUUGUCUGAUGAGAGAAAUUGCUAGAGAUAGUGACAAAUUUUAGAUAUAUCACUUGAUGUUUUGUAGCCUAUAUGUAUAGACUAAAGGGUCAGUUAGGCUGUCCUUCAUUAUCAAAAACUCUCUGCUAUGGACUGAAAAAGUUCCUGUGUAGCUUACAGAGCAGCUGUCUCCUCCACAGUAUUCAGACCUGCCUUUCUGCUGAACUCAGUAGCUCUACUUCAGCCAUUGUGUUUCAAAGAUAUUUUGUCUAUUUCUUUUGUCUUCCAAGAUCAGUGAUUCUGAUCGUCUCAUGCCAGUUUUAACCUAUGGUGGAAGCUACUGAAGUCAGAAGAGUUUGAGUUCAGGUCUUGAGUACAGCCUGGGGGAUCCUGUGGCUCUGCACAUGGAAAUGGGGGCAAAUUCAGGUGCAGAUGAGUUACUGCAUAAAAGUGGUAUCAGAUGAGAAUGAAACUGGGCCACAUCAGGAGGCACUUCAACACAAAUACUAUGAAGAUAAGCUAUGCCCAGAACCACAGGCUAUGUAGCAACAUCUCAGGCAGCUUGUUUACACUGUAAUCUUUGGUAAUGGUAAAAAUGUGAAGUGUGGUUUAAAGAAAUUGAGGCAAGUUGGUGUGGUCUGGCGUUAUGAAUUUAACCUGUGUGUGCUUCUUGGGGAAGGGGAUUAAUUACUCUUAAUAUGUCCGGAAAAAUAACACCUAUAGUAUGGGAUCCUACAAAAUCCGAAUAUGGCACCAUCCCACCCAAUUCCUUAAUCCAUCUCAGGAUGCCACCACGUGUCACAAAGAGCUAAUGCUUGUCACUGCCCUGGAGUCACUGUAGAGUUAAAAUAUUUUUCCCUUCCAACUCCAGCAAGGACCAAGCCCAGGGACCCAGCAGCCGGCUCAAGUAGCGAUAUGUGUAUGCAGUGCUUUGGAGGGAGGCCACAGAAAGACCUGGUGGCCUUGCCUGCCACUGCCUGUGGAGCCACACAGAGCUCCCGGAGCCCUCAGCGUAGUCUCGGUCUCGUGCAGCUGUGGAUGGGACUUGGAUUUGAGCAUUCACUUUAACUUGCACUGCAUCUGGAAGCUCCAAAUGAGUUGACAGAAGUGGUGCAUGCAGGAACAUCGUAAAACUAAGGCAAUAUUCACUGUAUGCAGAAUUGCAAUUUAAAUUGUUGUGCUUACAGGUCUCCAGCUGAGGCCUAUUGAUGCCAGUGGUAAAAGCCAUGUGAGUGGAUGAUGCAGCUGUUUGAGACUUGUUUUCUUCUUUGAUUUUAACCGAGUUCCCCUCUAUGCAAGUUCUGUGAGCUUUCUCUGCUAGAUAUGGGCUUACUCACAGUUGUGUGAGUGUCACCCUGCUGUAAUUCCAUUGAAAAACCCAUCAAGUAGAGAUAGCGCUGAUUUCUACUAAGUUAUUUCCUUCUCUGAUUUAGAAGGAAAG